Messenger RNA from Penicillium macrosclerotiorum, 948 nucleotides. RefSeq names its product fungal specific transcription factor domain-containing protein. NCBI's taxonomy places the organism in Eukaryota, Fungi, Ascomycota, Eurotiomycetes, Eurotiales, Aspergillaceae. The transcript has 3 exons. The coding region runs from base 1 to 948 and encodes 315 amino acids. The record is from RefSeq and is a predicted model, not a curated record.
AUGUCCUUAUUGACUUUGUGUGAUGAUAGUCCAACCUAUCUAUCUGAUGAUCCAGGCCGCUGGGCCUGCGCAAACGUCGUUCUUGCACUCGGACACAUGUUACUUGUAAAAAGAGACAGCAACACCCAGAUCGAUGAUCAUUAUCAAAAGAGCUGGAUUUUCAUGAAGAAUGCCCUCCCUUUGGCGCAAAAUGACGAGGAUAUCAACAUUGAUAUUCCUUCUUGGCCAUCUGAGAAUCUGGCAUAUGCGACAUCAAAAGAGGGAAACACAGGAUUCAGUGCUUUCAAGUCAUACUGUGAACUCUCUGUCAUCAAGGGCAAAGUUCACAAACAUCUUUACUCGGUGACUAGGACCGAAAAGCCAACUUCUGAAUUCAAUAGCUCGGUUAUCAUGCUAGACCGGAAGCUUCAGAAGUGGAAGGAGAGCCUACCCAAAGAGUAUCGACCUAGCGUUAAAACUACACCCACUUUUCCAAAGUCAUUAGUGUCUGUCAUUCUUCUCAAUCUGCAUUUUUCAUAUUUUUAUUGCAUAAUGGCUGUGCAUCGCAUGGUCACUCUCCAGAACCUGGAUAUCAAUAUCCAGCUCGCCAAGUCAUAUUGUUACGGGUCUCUUCCUGAUGAUCUUGCUAUACUCUCUGGCUCACUCUGCCAGGAUGCCGCGAGGGCAUCAAUUCGAUUGAUUAAAUAUAUACCUAACAGCAAUAUGUCCAUCACUGGUAUCCUGCUUCACUAUCUUAUUGCAGCAUCCUCGUUCUUAUCUACAAGUAUCAUACAGAAUUCUCGCUUUGCAUCCCACGCGUGGGACAUAAUGCUUAUUACUCAGGUGGAAAAUUUCAUGUCUUCUCUGAUUUUGGACACGCCUAAUGAAGGCAUGAAAAGGCUUGUCGGGCACUGCGCCACAUAUCGCUCUCUAGCCGAAAAAGCUGCGCAGAAAAAUGUCAAAAAUUGA